UCUCAGCUGCAACCAAAGCGAAAAAUACCUUUAACUCAACAUGUUCGCCAAAGUGAUCUUCUUCGCCGUUCUGGCCAUCGCCUGUGUUUCCGCCAAGCCACAUUUGCUGGCCUACUCGGCGGCACCGUACGUAGCCGCCCCUGCGUUGGCCGCCUACACUGCACCAGCCAUCGCCGCCGCUUACACUGCCAGUCCGUAUGCUGCCUACGCCGGUUAUCCGUACGCGGCCGCCUACUCGUACCCCGGACUGCCGCUCGUGAUUUAGAAUAUCGGCCACGGUUGGUUAUUGAUCUCGUUGUAAUUUUCCGGUUCUGUUUCUUCUCCUCAUCUUGUGCAAAAGAAAUCAAUACGCUUUUUAUUGAGUUUUCAUGUGAAAUUAAACCCCACGGCCGAAGAAUGAUCAGGCUGAACAAAAAAAUAAAUCCACAUAAAUCGCAACAUAAAA
Molecule: messenger RNA, 445 nt
Organism: Wyeomyia smithii (pitcher-plant mosquito)
Lineage: Eukaryota; Metazoa; Arthropoda; Insecta; Diptera; Culicidae
Exons: 2
Coding region: 41-265 (74 amino acids)
Source: RefSeq, a predicted model, not a curated record